Molecule: messenger RNA, 3938 nt
Organism: Spirodela intermedia
Lineage: Eukaryota; Viridiplantae; Streptophyta; Magnoliopsida; Alismatales; Araceae
Source: the annotation of a GenBank genome assembly
AUGGAGGGAGGAGGGGCAAGGAAACGAAUACAACCCAUUAAAUCAAAAUCACCACCAAGAAGAGGGGCUGGUGUCUGUGGACACGGAGAGAGAUGGGGUAAUUAUCUUCUUCUAGUGAGUUGAGAUCUUGUUCAUCUUCUACCCCUGGAGUUGGGAGUUUUCGGGGAUGGCGGGGGUUGGGGAUCACCUCUCUCCUUAGCUUCUUUCCAUCGAACCCACCUCUCUCCUGGAUCAGGUGACGUGGGGCCUUCUCAUAUCCACUACUUCACUGCUCAGCUGUUGUCAGACGCAGUACUUUCCUCUGGUAAUGGCCGUUUGCUUGUUCUCUGGCUGAUUCUUUGUCUGGGUAUUCUUUCAAGAUGGUCAGCGUGAGAUUGAGAGCUGACUUUUGAACAGGUUUUGAUGCGAGGUUAGAUUCCUCCUGCUGGUCAUCUGCCCUCCUAUACUGAUCACUUGGGUUCUCACUCCACCGACUCCCCUGCUUUUUCUUAUUGUUAAUAAAAUUUGGGCGCACCGUCUACUUUCCAGUUUUAAUGGGGUUGACUUGGGCUGGUCACUGGGGAAAAUAAAUGUAUAUGACGUAAUGUAUGAUGCUCAAGCAGAUCCUAAUUGGAUUUAAUUUUCCAUGAUCUUAAGAUACUAGCAAAAAUAAAUGUAUUGACUUCUUCCUCUUGGUGGCGUAGGGAGGUAUCUGGGCCCGGAAAAGCUGACUUUUGUGCCCUCCCUCUCUCUCUCUCUCUUUCUCUCUCAUAUCCUCAGCCGCUUUUCUUUGACUUUCGUUCUUCGUCAAGUGAAUGGGUCAAGGGAGAAGUCACGGUUCCAUUGGCGCAUAGAAAGCCAACAGUGCAAGUCUACUGUAUAGUUUGGGCUUUUGUAAUUUGGGCCAAACGAGCUUGCCUAUAUUGGGUCGGGCUGAAGCGAGGUACUGAAAGUUUUUUUGGCGUUUGCAGAGGGGAAGGAACUUCUCCGUUUAGUUGAUGCUUAGGCUGUUCUCUCUCCUCACUCUCCUCACCCUGACGGCCCGUAGAACCCCGAUUCCCCUGAUGGCCGCCACUGUGGCAGGGGGGCCGUCUGCCUCGUCAUCUUGCUCGUGUAGAUUAGCGGCGCCGAGGAGACCCGCCGGAGUUUCUCCGAAGGUGGCGUUUCGGCGGCGACCGCCGCAGGCCUUCGCGACUCCCCGCAUCAGAGCAGGACUGGCGGAAGAGGACGGGGGGCUAGAGGAUGCUCGGACCUUAGAGACGGGCGCCGGUGGUUUGAAGCUGACUCCGGCGGGUGAUCUUCGCGGGAAGGAGUCUCAGGUUCUCCGAAGUGAGUGGAAAUUAGAGUUUUGAACGACCGUGCAGCACGAGGAUCAGAUAAUGUGAAUGAACUGAGAAUUCUGACGCGCCGCAAGCCUUUCCGCCUGUUGUUUCUGUUCAGUUCUUAGUUUUUUGUGACGAUCUUAUUUCUUUCCAGAGCCUCUGUCGAUAACGGAUCUGUCUGGUUCCGUAGAAGGAUCUCCUCUCCGCGUUGCAUAUCAGGUUGUUAGCCGCACUUGUUCCUUUCUCCUGUGAACUACUUCAUCCCAUCCCUAGUCUCACGGUAAUCACUCUCGUUGUGUCUGAAAUCAUUUCAAGGGUGUUCCGGGAGCAUACAGUGAGUCUGCGGCCGCAAAGGCAUAUCCCAACUGCGAAGCAGUCCCAUGCGAGCUAUUCGAAACUGCUUUCGACGUAAGCAGAUACUCAUCUUUUCAAUUAAAUGCCAAUAUCGUGGCUUCUUGGACUUAUUUGUGAGUGAUUCUCUUUUUCAUAACCCAGUCAGAAAGAUUUGAGAUAUACUUGUCUCUCUUGGAUAUCUCUGAUUGGGAACUCAUGAAUGGGAUGAGUUUUGAUGAAUGUGCUUCUAGAGCGCUCUUAUUUUCUCAGGCCUUCUAAAUACCCAUGGGGAUACUCAUGCUGCCCUCUCCGACACCCAUGAUUGUGCAUAUGCUGUCAUCAUACAUCAAAGAGGAGAUGAAUGAGGUGACGGAUCGAACCACAGAAUGGUGGAUAUUGUGCAAAUUUUCCAUGAAUGUAGUCCCCCUUUCAUCACCGAUGUGAUUUGGGAUCUCCCUUCCGUUUUGUCAGAGGGGGACCUUGACUUAAAGAUACUGAAGUAAGAUGUUCAUCGUCACUGAUUUAUUUCAAAUAUAUGUGUUUAAAAUUUCAUAAGGUUGAAAGUAGGAGAAUUAGAAACCGGACUCCAACAAAAAAAGGGAGAAGUAGUACGUAUACCCAAUUCAUUGCUACUUGUUAUGCAGCUGCAAGCACCGAAUUUAUGGCUGCUCUUGUGUUUUGCUUCUCUAUUUAGAGUUCCCAUAAACAGUCGUAAGAGGCCCUGGAUUCCCACAGCGAAUUACAUACAACUCAGUCAUUCUUAUCUAGACUUUGAUGGAAGAUACCUGUUUAAGGUAAAAUUGAUAUGGUACAGCUCAUCCUUGGGAGAAUUCUCCUGGGCGAUUCAAACUUUGAAGGGUGAUUGCCCAGCCUUUUUAAGAAACUUUUUCUUCUUUUUUGAUCAACCAAUGGCAGUUUCCUCUCGUUCAUCUAGUUAAAAAGUUUAUUUGUAUCUUUCUGUAGGCUGUUGAGAGAUUUCUCGUUGAUCGAGCUGUUCUACCAAUUGAGAACUCGCUGGGGGGCAGCAUCCAUCGUAACUACGAUCUUCUACUUAAGUAUAAUCUGCACAUCGUCGGGGAAGUCUAUUUUGCAGUACGACAUUGCUUGUUGGCCAAUCACGGUGUGGAGAUUAACAGCCUGAGGAGAGUCCUCAGUCAUCCUCAAGUAACUUCCUGCUGAAGAUCUCCCACUUUUCCCAGUUUCUUUCUGUAUCCUGCCAUGGAAGCGUUCCUGAUCCGCGAAGACUGUAGGCACUUGCGCAGUGUGAGCAGACCCUGACAAAGCUCGGGGUCGUCAGAGAAUCUGCGGAUGACACCGCCGGUGCUGCCCAGGUGAAGCUCUUGAGUAUCUCUCUAUAAACGACUCUUCUCUUCACAAGACGCAUUCAUGGAUACUCCCCUGAAAUGCAUCUGCAGUAUGUGGCUACCCACAUGCUGCUGGACACAGGAGCUGUGGCUAGCUCCCGGGCUGCUGCAAUCUAUGGCUUGAACAUUCUUUGCCGAGAUAUCCAGGUUCUCGCCAGCUUUCUAUAAGUCCUCCUUCAUCACCUGCUAUAUAUAGUAUCUAACUGUUCUCUCCAUACUCUACAGGAUGAUCCUGAUAAUAUUACUAGAUUUCUGAUGUUGGCCAGGGAACCCAUUAUCCCGGGCAUCGAUAGGUCAUUCAAGGUAAUCUCUGGCCGCCUAUGGAAAGUACUGUUACCCUGGUUCAUUGGAGACAGCGUCAUUUCUUGCUCCAUUUUCAGACGAGUAUAGUUUUUUCUCUAGAAGAAGGGCCCGGCGUGCUUUUCAAGGCACUCGCUGUGUUCUCAAUGCGGGAGAUCAACCUGACGAAGGCAAAUAGUCAAACCCCAUCAUCUGACCUUGGAAAAGUCAACGACUCAGCAUUUACAGGGUGUUUCAUCUGUUUCCAGAUUGAGAGCCGCCCACUGAGGAAGAAGCCGCUGAGGGUCUCCGAUGACGGCAGCAAUGGGUCCCAAAAGUCGGUCCCUCAUUCCAAGAAGUCAAACACAUAGUUCUUAAUAUUUUUUAAGACAAUUAUUUCACUGUUGUAUGGUUGACACAGGUACUUUGACUAUCUCUUCUACGUGGACUUCGAAGCAUCCAUGGCGUCCUUACAUGCCCAGAAUGCCCUCAGACAUCUCAAGGUGGAGGGAGAUCGUGAAACAUAUUUCCAUGGAAAUGCUUCUGGUCCACAAAAAUCAGAUUAUUAUUUUUUUUUCUGAGUUUUUUUCGCUUUAUGCAGGAAAUCGCCACCUUCUUGAGGAUUCUAGGGAGCUACCCGAAGGAUAUCAGCCAGACAUGA